CGCAUUGGACGGCCAUGGCAAGCGCAAACCGUCGUCUUCAGGCAAUUCAGCGCAGCCUAGCCGCACCCGGCAGCUGGCGACGCGUCCUCGUUCUCCCGGAUGAGGCCCGCGUCGACGUCCUCCAGCCAAAAGACACCGCCCACCCGACCCACGUCGCGAUCGACGGCCAGCUCGUCGGCCUCUUCCGCACCCUCCCCCGCUCUCUCGCCCUCGUCGUCUCCGCAGUCGGCACCCCGCACGAGAACAGCGCAGACCACGUCCCCAAGUACCCCGUCCAGGAGAUCCUGCCCCCCGCGGCGGCCAGCGCAGAUGCGCCCGCAAGCAUCGCCAUCGCGGACCUCUGGGCGAUCGUCUACACCCUCUACACCCUCUUCGACACGCACGAGGCGAUCCCCCUCGUCCUCUCCGGGGACAUCCAAAACGCCGCCGAGCUGAGUGAGUACCUCCUCACCUCCGGGCUCGCGCGCAAGCGGCACACCCCGCCGGGCGACACCUCCGCCCAGGCCGAGCCCGAGUUCUUCACCCUCCGCCAGACGUUCUGGCAGGGCGCGGGGACCGGGCCGUGGCACCACCGCAGCUGGAUCCGCGGGCACUGCGCGCUGCUCGCGACCGCGCCGUUCCCGUACACGCAGUCCUUCACGCGCACGCCGCUCGUCGUCGCGUCCCACCCGCUGCGCCCGCCGAAGCCCGCCCCGGGCGCGGUCGUGUACCGCCGGUACGUGCCCUCGCUCGGCCAGACGGUCGAGUUCGUGCACAUCGACCCCGAGGGCAGCGGGCCGCUCGUGGAGUGCGAGGGCGAGAUGGUGUCGCCGCACCUUGCGACGUUCCACCGGUGGCAUAACUCGGAGCAUGUGAACCGUGGUUGGGGCGAGCGUGGGCCGCUGUCGAAGCACCGCGACUACAUGCGCGCGAUGCUGGCGGACCCGGGCGCGUUGGCGGUGAUGAUGUGUUGGGACGGCGAGCUCAUGGGCUACUCUGAGCUUGUAUACAUCAAGGAAAACCACGUUGCGCCGUACGUGCCCGAGGGUGCACGGGACUACGAUCGUGGACUGCAUAUCCUCGUAGGCGAGGAGAAGUACAGGGGCAUUCACCGGUCGAAAGCCUGGAUCGCGGCAAUCCACCACUUCCUCUUCCUCUCCGACCCGCGCACCGAGCGCGUCAUCGGCGAGCCAAAGGCCACAAACGACGCCGUCAUCAAGCUCUCCGUCGCCGUCGAGAUGAACCUCAACACCAUCUUCGACUUCCCGUACAAGCGGAGCGUGAUGACGUGGCUCCCGCGCGAGCGGUUCUUCAAGUACAACCACCUCGCGUUCGCGGAGGACCGGGAUACGCACGAUCCCUCUGCCGCCGCCGCUGCGCCGAAGAGGAAGUAGCUGUCGCCGUAAGUGCGACGCUGUGGGAUGAAGGCUGCGAACACAAACAUUAAUAUUUUAGUCAUGUAAGGGAUGUUGGUGAUAUGGGCAUAUGUGCGCACUGUUGGUUCUUUUGGACCCUGC
This is a messenger RNA of Trametes versicolor FP-101664 SS1, 1496 nucleotides long. RefSeq lists its product as uncharacterized. Bases 15 to 1373 code for a protein of 452 amino acids. Lineage: Eukaryota; Fungi; Basidiomycota; Agaricomycetes; Polyporales; Polyporaceae. The transcript has 4 exons. The record is from RefSeq and is a predicted model, not a curated record. Gene Ontology annotation, biological process: siderophore biosynthetic process.